GUUAUCGGUUGCUUUGUACCACCACUAAUUGGACAAUUGUAAACAUAUCUUUUUGAUUUGCUUUUUUAGUGCCGGUUUUUUAAAUAAUGUCCAGCCUAAAAUCGAAUGAAGUGGACAGCAAUCCGGCGCCUGAUCCCCAGGCACCCAUCACCCGCAAGGGGUUUCUCAUGUCGCUGAACAGCGGUACCCCCAUGCCCAUUCCCGAGCAGAAUGUGUAUGGACGCUGUCGCCCCGUCUCGGAAUUCGAGAAACUCAAUCGCGUGGGCGAAGGCAGCUAUGGCAUUGUGUAUCGUGCACGCGACACCCGCAAUAAUGAAAUAGUGGCCCUGAAAAAGGUGCGCAUGGAUCAGGAGAAGGAUGGCCUGCCUGUGAGCGGUCUCCGCGAGAUCAUGAUCCUGAAGCAGUGCAAGCAUGAGAAUAUUGUCCGCCUCCGCGAGGUGGUCGUGGGCAAGAGCCUGGACAGCAUCUUCCUGGUGAUGGAUUUCUGUGAACAGGACCUGGCCUCGGUGCUGGACAACAUGUCGCAGCCCUUUACCGAAUCGGAGGUCAAGUGUAUCACUUUGCAGGUGCUCAAUGCCCUCAAGUAUCUUCACGAUCGCUAUGUAAUCCAUCGGGAUCUGAAGGUGUCCAAUCUUCUGAUGACCGACAAGGGCUGCAUCAAAGUUGCUGACUUUGGCCUGGCGCGCAAGUUCAGCAAUCCACCGAAGCCCAUGACUCCACAGAUGGUCACCUUGUGGUAUAGGGCACCGGAGCUGCUCCUUGGGUGUCAUACACACACCACGGCCGUGGAUAUGUGGGCCUUUGGCUGCAUCCUGGGGGAACUGCUGCUGGGUAAACCUCUGCUUCCCGGAAAUUCAGAGAUUGGACAGCUCAACAUGAUCAUCGAUUUGCUGGGAGCCCCCUCUGAGUCCAUCUGGCCAGGGUUCUCCGAUAUGCCCGCCCUGCAGAACUUCACCCUGAGCCAGCAGCCUUACAAUAAUCUCAAGACCAAGUUCCACUCAAUCAGACAGUCGGGCAGGAAUCUCCUGAACAUCCUGUUCAUAUACAAUCCCCUAACCAGGGCCACGGCCGAGGAGUGCCUCAAUAGCAAUUACUUUGUGGAUACGCCGAAGGCUUGUGAUCCCCGCAUGAUGCCCACGUUCCCGCAGCACCGCAAUAAUACCGCCGCCUCUGCUCCGCCCGCUCAGCCGCCCGCCGACAUUCCCAUCUCCGAUCUGCUCAAUGUAUUCAUCAAGCGUCAACGCAUGGAUUAAACGAAAACGAAUUUAUUUGUACAUUAUGCAAUGCA
Messenger RNA from Drosophila kikkawai, 1288 nucleotides. RefSeq names its product cyclin-dependent kinase 10 (gene Cdc2rk). Gene Ontology annotation, cellular component: nucleus. Gene Ontology annotation, molecular function: cyclin-dependent protein serine/threonine kinase activity; ATP binding. The record is from RefSeq and is a predicted model, not a curated record. Lineage: Eukaryota; Metazoa; Arthropoda; Insecta; Diptera; Drosophilidae. Gene Ontology annotation, biological process: regulation of mitotic cell cycle; protein phosphorylation.